CCCCUCCCCCCCCCCCGCCCCCCGCUCGGUGCACCUCUUUCUCAACUCGGUGUUUUUUUUUACAAGAUUUGGCGAUCUUGCAUCUUCGGCACAUUCGGUGUUCGAAUUACAUCUUGCGUUCUUCGCUGUUCUCUGCAAUCUUCCCCGCAAAAAAAGGACGAUAAACAGAGCCCUUCCGACCUCCAUAUAUUGUACAUAAACACACAUCCACCCGCCUCCACAAAAAAAUGCCGCCAAAAAAGAAACCCGCAUCCGCCAGCGGUGCCAAAAAGAAUUCCAAGAGUAAAGAAGUAGUUGGCCAGGAUCUGGAACUCCAAGAAAAACUCGUGAAAGCCGCAGCGGAGAAUGAGGCGCUUACCAGGGAGCUCGCCCACCAAUCCAGCCUCUCCCACCGUCUCCAACUCACCAUCGAGUCCCAACGUGCGCGUAUAACAGAUUUGGAGGACGUGGUGGAACGCAAGGGGAAGGAUCGGAUGGAUCUGAGCACGGACAUGGGGCGGCAGUAUAAGGCGAUGCAGAGCGAGAUGUGUGCAAAGGUGGCGGGGUUGGAGGGGACUGUGGCGGAGUUGGGAGGGAGGCUGGCGGCCUCCCAAGCAGCCCUAGCAGAAUCCCUCCGUGAAUGCGCGCAGAUCGUCGCUGAAAAAGAAGCUGCGCUCGAAGACCAGCACCAGAAGAUGUCGUACAUGUCUAACGAGUUUGAAAGCAUGCUCAAUGAAACACUAGGGAAAAUGCACAAGAAACUCGAAACAGUCAGCCAGCGGUGGAAGGAGAGCGACAACAUCCAUCUGUCGGAUGUCAACCAGCGGCGGUUGGCGGAUUUUCAUUUGACGAGGUUGACGUUGGGGAAGACUGAGUAG
This is a messenger RNA of Fimicolochytrium jonesii, 857 nucleotides long. RefSeq lists its product as uncharacterized. The record is from RefSeq and is a predicted model, not a curated record. The transcript is spliced from 5 exons. Lineage: Eukaryota; Fungi; Chytridiomycota; Chytridiomycetes; Spizellomycetales; Powellomycetaceae. The coding region runs from base 228 to 857 and encodes 209 amino acids.